Messenger RNA from Pisolithus orientalis, 1089 nucleotides. RefSeq lists its product as uncharacterized. The record is from RefSeq and is a predicted model, not a curated record. Lineage: Eukaryota; Fungi; Basidiomycota; Agaricomycetes; Boletales; Pisolithaceae. Bases 77 to 829 code for a protein of 250 amino acids. The transcript is spliced from 6 exons.
UAUCGACACUAAGUCGUAGAUAACACUUACCGAUUUUCACGAGUCUUAAACAGGUUUUCACACAUCGCCGAGAAAAAUGUGUAGUCGCUGCCUCAAUUCAGACGGUGACGCUGUUAUAAAGCGACCAUCUCAACAAACACUUCAUCGACUCUGCGACGACCACUACACGUCAAUGGCGCAGGUGUACAGAGUCAUGAAGCUAAGUGACACAGAGGGCCGCAGAUUAUCUGUGAGUCCCACUUGGGUGAAAGAGGUCAUAAUCAAAAGCGAUUUCGAUUUGGAGAAAUCGUAUUUGAAGCAUACACAGAAGGAAAUACAGAAGAUCGAAGAGCUGGUCUGUGAAAAAAUCUGCGACUUCGACAGAUACGAGGACAAUUGGGCUGCCGGUGUGCUUGUAAAGCGCCUUCUCAAAAAACGUAGAGGGCUUUUGGGUUGUCGGUUGGAACUCCAAUAUACUACACGUCCAUCAAGGACGAAUGAAAAAUUACACUGUUCUCAGUCGAGGAUAGACGAUGGAUUGAUGCGGCCAGCAAGCACCAGCAAAAAAACAGACAGCGUCUGUUCUCAAAGGAAGGAUGAUGGAUGGUGGUCACAGAAUACCCCCAUAAGUCGUCAAGGCCAUAACAAACUACGUGAAUUCCUUGACGAGCUUCAUAAGACUCAUCUUUUGUUUGCGCUGGUCAAGGCUGGAAUCACAGGGAAUGUCCAGUUUGACUCUUUUAUUAACAUGUCAUCCGCGGUGAGAAAGGCUUUUUUGGUUUCUGCUUUGGAUGACACACCGCAUGAGGCGGAUGCGAUUCAAAUAGCAGCGUUGCAAUAUGGGACAUAAGGAGUUAAAGGCCAAUCCAGAGCCAAUCAAAUGUACAGUAAUUCACAUUGAAGGAUGAUCGUUCUAUUUCCUAUGUAACAACUUUAUAAUCAGGCGAUGACACCCCGGAGAAUAUCUGGCUGUGGAAAUAACUUUGUCAACAGUUCCCGCGGGUCGGACAGCUCAGGUUUACUGUCUAUCCGACGACCAACCACAUCCACCAAGUGUCUCUCGAUCCACCGUAUCACUAUACUCUCCUGCCAGACACCGUUCGUCCAUAC